AUGAAGUAUCGCACUUUGAUUCACACCAUUCGAGAGCUGCAGGGUGUUGAGGGUCUAUUGGGCAGAGCUCCUCCAUCCAACCCCCCAGCUAUAAGUCCCCUAACCUUGAGGAAGUGUCUAGUGCGUGAGACUAGAAGCCCACUAGAGCUUGUCUCUGUCACUCUGGGACAGGAGUAUCAGAACACCAGCUCGCCCACUCCCCUGCUCAGGCAGACAACCAAGUCAGCUUCUAGGUCUCUCUGGAGACCACAGCAAACGGGUUCCUCAUUCAACACAUCAGGGCUGGGCAUACAGCAACUCAUCAAAGCAGGGAGGGAAGGGGUGUACUACAAGGCUAAGAUGAUGCGUGGCACCUGCAAGGGCCACUCCAUUGUCACCUGCAAGAUGACCAAAGAGGGGGUUACCCACAGGAGGGUAGCCAGAGAGGUGAACAUCAUGAGGAAGCUGGGUACCCACAAGAAUGUGCUGCAGCUGCUAGACUGGAACAUCACACAGGCUCCUUACAUGCUGAUCCUGGAGUCGGUGAGCAGUGGGACCCUGCGCAGUUUCCUGCAAGUGAAUCAACAUCAACUGAGCAGGGACAGUGAACUGCAAAAGCACUUCACCACAGCAGCAUAUCACAUUGCCCAUGCAAUGAGACACCUGCGCUCUAAAAUGGUGGUGCACUGUGACAUAGCCCUGAGGAACAUCAUGGUUAACCAUUUCCCCAGAGAGGUGAAGCUGGCAGAGUUUGGACUGGCCCAAGACCUGACUCUUAUGAGGAGCCGUCGCAGCAGCCACAAAGGAGACCACAUGCAAAAUGUGCCCCUGCGUUGGUAUCCCCCAGAGUACUUCAGAAACAACUACUACAGCUUCAAAGGGGAUGUCUGGGCAUUUGGCAUUGUGCUGUGGGAGAUGCAAACAUUUGGGACCUUACCAUAUCCCAACCUGGAGACUUCAGAGUUGGUGGUGCGCUACAUCUGCUCUGGACACAGGAAUUCAGAACCAGAGACAUGUAGGCCAGAGAUACUGCAGAUGAUGAGGGACUGCUGGCUGGAGCCCUACACCCAAAGGCCCUCCUUCAACGACAUAGUCAGUGUCCUGGAGAACAUCCUGGAGGAUGAUGCAGAUUACAUCAAAGUGAACAACGGACUAGCCAAUGUUGGAUAUGGUGACCAAGAUCAAAUCUGCCUUACUCUCCUUCAUGACGACUGA
Salvelinus namaycush (lake trout) is the source of this 1194-nucleotide messenger RNA. Its product is annotated as fibroblast growth factor receptor homolog 1-like. Gene Ontology annotation, molecular function: ATP binding; transmembrane receptor protein tyrosine kinase activity. The coding region runs from base 1 to 1194 and encodes 397 amino acids. Gene Ontology annotation, cellular component: signaling receptor complex. Gene Ontology annotation, biological process: positive regulation of kinase activity; multicellular organism development; protein phosphorylation. The record is from RefSeq and is a predicted model, not a curated record. NCBI's taxonomy places the organism in Eukaryota, Metazoa, Chordata, Actinopteri, Salmoniformes, Salmonidae. The transcript is spliced from 10 exons.